AUGUCGUCCUGGCUUGGGGGCCUCGGCGCCGGCUUGGGCCAGUCUCUGGGUCGAGUGUGGGGUAGCCUGGCUUCCCUCAGCGGCCAGAUUUCAGAUUUGACAAAAGAGAUGCUGAUGGAGGCCGCGGAGGAAGUGGAAGAAUUACCUAAUUCUAGGAGAACGGAAAUUGAAGCCAUUCAUGCAGUCUUAAAAUCAGAGAAUGAAAGACUGAAAAAACUUUGCAGUGAUCUGCAAGAAAAGCAUGAAGCCUCAGAGCUUCAAAUAAAGCAGCAAUCUACAAAUUACCGAAAUCAACUACAACAGAAAGAGAUCGAAAUCAGCCAUCAUAAAGCAAGACAGAUUGCGCUAGAGGAUCAGUUGCUGAAACUGCAGUCAGCCACUCAGUCAGUACAUUCAGGAGCUGGUGGUAUACCAGCAACCACUGCAUCUUCUUCAUUCGGUUGUGGGAUUAGUCAUCAUGCCUCAGCUUUCCGUGAUGAUGACAUGGACUUUGGAGAUCUCAUUUCAUUACAACAAGAAAUAAACAGACUGUCAAAUGAAGUUUCAAGACUUGAGUCUGAAGUUGGCCAUUGGAGGCAUAUUGCUCAGGUAGCUAAAAUUUUCAUGAAACAAGGAACACAUAGCUCUGAUCAAAGAGAAAUCUUCAAACUGCAAAAUAUCAUUAAGGAGGCCAUGCAGAUAUCUGAGAAAAGUUUAUGUACAUUGACUUUUUUGGGAGGAGAUGCUGAAAAUGAAAUGAGACUGAAUAGUUUAAACCAGAAUACCAAUCUUACUGAAGACAAUGUGAACUUUCAAAUGCUUUUCCAAGUUUUAGAAAAAGAUAAUGCAUUAUUGAGCCAAGAAAAGGGAGAACUUCAGAUAUCAGUUAAACUGAACAAUGACUAUGAAGUAAUGAAAAGUACAGCUGCAAGAGAUAUGAGUUUGGAUUCAGAAUUACAUGACUUAAGACUUAGUUUGGAGGAACAGGAACGAGAACUCAAUCAGAGUAUUAAGGAAAAGGAAAUACUGCUAACCAAGGUAGGAGAAUUGGACAAACAGAACCAAGAAGCUACAAAGGUAAUGUUAUAUUAAAGACAGUGAGCGCAUUAUUUGAUAAAAGAUCAGCUAUCAAAACAACAAAAUGAAGGAGAUAGGAUUAUCAGUAAACUGAAACAAGGUGUAGACAAUGAAAAGAAGACAGUUCAUCAACUUGAGUAUGAUAAAAUGAACCUUACUAAAGAGUUAGACAUGAAGAAAGAACAGAUAAUUCAAAGGGAACUGGUCCUGAAUGAUUUGCAUUUAAUCAAGGAGGAGCUUGAGGAUAAAGCAGAAGAUUUAGUAUAUCAGCUAGGUAAAUCACAAAAAAAUAAUUCAAACAUCCAGGAGAACCUUGAACUUAAGGAACAUAUUAGACAAAAUGAGGAAGAGCUUUCUAGAGUCUGGAAGGAGUUAACUCAGUCUCUCAAUCAAGACUCUAAUAGUAUUUUUAAGGAUAACUUACUUAAAGAAAAGGACACUGAAGUUAGAAACUUAAAGCAAAAUCUUUUAGAAAUAGAACAGCUCAAUGAAAAUUAAGAAGUUGCUUUUGAUCUGAAAAUGGAAAAUGAAAAGUUGGUUUUCACAUGUGAAGAUGUAAGGCAUCAGUUGGAAGAGUCUGUAGCUCAGAAAGGUCAGAUUUCUCUGGAAAAAAAACACUAUGUGGAGACUCUAGAAGUGGAAAAAGGACAGCUAGAAGCAGAAUUGUGUCAGGCUAAAGAGAGGCUGUUGGAAGAAGCAAGCAAGUAUAAGCAAAACAUUGAAGAACUAUCAAAUGCACAUAACUCGAGCACCUCUGCCUUACAGCUGGAUCAUGAGAGUCUAAUUCAACUCAGUCAAGAGAAAGACUUUGAAAUAGUAGAACUCAAAAAGCAUAUUGAGCAAAUGGAUACUGAUCAUAAAAAAACUAAGGAAAAUUUGUCAUCUAGUGAAGAAGAGCAGAAGCAAUUGACAGAAGCUAUAAAGGAAAAAGAACUUUUUAUUGAAAAGCUUAAAGAAAAGUGUUCAGAGCUGCAGGAGGAAUUAGAUAAAUAUUCUCAGACCUUAAUGCCAAAUGAAAUUUUAAGGCAGACCAUAGAGGAAAAGGACAGAAGUCUUGGAGCCAUGAAAGAAGAAAACAGUCAUCUGCAAGAAGACCUGGAACAACUCAGGGAAGAGCAGAGUCAAGCUGCACCUGUGGCUGAGCCCAAACCACUCGAUAGUAUUACAGACCUAGAAUCUGAGGUAUCUCAAGUGAAUAUAAUCAAGGAUCGUCUUGAAGAGGAAAUUAAACAUCAACAGAAGAUAACUGAAGAUCAGAACCAGAGUAAGAUGCAACUACUUCAAUCUUUACAGGAGCAGAAGAAGGAAAUGGAUGAGUUUAGAUACCAGCAUGAGCAAAUUAAUGUCACACACACCCAGCCCUUUUUAGAGAAAGAUGAGGAAAUUAAGAAUUUGCAAAAACCAGUUGAACAGAUCAAAACCCAGUUGCAUGAAGAAAGACAGGACAUUCAAACGGAGAAUCCUGAUAUUUUACAAGAAACAGUUCAGAGCCUUAAUAUAGAAAAUGGAAGUGAAAAGCAUGAUUCAUCUAAAGCUGAAACUGAAAGAUUAGUGAAAGAAAUAAAAGAACGAGAACUAGAGAUUAAACUUCUAAAUGAAAAGAAUAUAUCUCUAACUAAACAGAUCGAUCAGUUGUCCAAAGAUGAGGUUGGUAAACUAACUCAGAAUAUCCGACAGAAAGAUUCGGAGAUAGAAGCUCUUCACGCUAGAAUUUCUUCAGCUUCCUACACCCAGGAUAUUAUGUACCUUCAACAGCAAUUGCAGGUCUAUGCUAGGGAAAGAGAACAAGUAUUAGCUGUUUUGGAUGAGAAGACGUGGGAAAAUAGGCAUUUAAAAGCAGAUUAUCAUAAAAUGAUGGAUAUAGUUGCAGCCAAAGAAGCAGCCCUCAUUAAGCUGCAGGAGGAAAACAACAAAUUGUCCACUGGAUUUGAGCGUAGCAGCCAAGACAUGUUUAGAGAAAGUGUUCAGAAUUUAUCACGUAUCAUUCAAAAAAAAGACAUUGAAAUAGAUGCAUUAAGUCAGAAAUGUAAGACUUUAUUAGAAAUUUUACAAACAUCCAGCACUGGUAAUGAGGCUGGAGUUGUGAACAGUAAUCAGUUUGAGGAGCUUUUACAGGCACGGGAUAAAUUAAAACAGCAAGUAAAGAAAAUGGAAGAGUGGAAACAGCAGGUGAUGACCACCGUACAAAAUAUGCAACACGAGUUGGCUCAAUGUGAGAAAGCACUUCUUCAGCUUCAGGCAGAAGUUUUGGUUGACAGUGAUAAUAAUUCUAAAUUACAAGCGGACUACACUGGCCUGAUCCAAAGUUACGAGCAGAAUGAAACCAAACUCAAAAGUUUGGGGCAGGAAUUAGCAAAAGUUCAGCAUAGCAUGGGGCAGCUUUGCAAUACUAAAGAUCUUCUUUUGGGAAAACUUGAUAUGCUUUCAUCCCAGCUCUCUUCUGAGAAAGAUGCAACAAUUAGAACUCUCCAGGAAAAUAACAGAUUCUCUGAUUCAAUUGCCAUCACCUCAGAGCUAGGAGAAAAAGAACAUGAACAAACUGAUUCAGAAAUUAAGCAGCUAAAGGAGGAACAAGAUGUUUUACAGAAGCUACUUAAAGAAAAAGACCUCUUAAUCAAAGCCAAAAGUGAUCAAUUACUGUCUUCAAAUGAAAGUUUCACUAACAAAGUGAAUGAAAAUGAACUUUUGAGGCAGGCAGUAACAAACCUGAAAAAGAGAAUAUUAAUUUUAGAAAUGGACAUUUGUAAACUAAAAGGGGAAAAUGAAAAAAUAGUAGAAACAUCCAGGGUAAAGGAAACAGAAUAUCAAGCAUUACAGGAGACUAAUAUGAAGAUUUCUAUGAUGCUGCGAGAGAAAGAGUUUGAGUGCCAAUUGAUGAAGCAGAAGGCUCUUGCUCUUGAGCAAAUACUGGAAGAAAACGAACGGGUAUGUUCUGGCAAGACUGGACAGUUAAAUCAACUUUUAAAUGCAGUUAAUUCAAAGCAGGAGAAGACAGUUACAUUUCAACAGGAGAGAGACCAAGUCACAUUGCCCCUGAAUGAGAAACAAAUGGAAAACAAUACCCUACAGAAUGAGGUUCAACAUUUACAUAACAAAGAAUUAUGGUUAAACCAGGAGCUAGAGAGAUUGUGUAAUCAUCUUUUAGAAUCAGAAGAUUCUUAUACCCGUGAGGCUUUGGCUGCUGAAGACAGAGAGGCUAAACUAAAAAAGAAAGUCACAGAAUUGGAGGAAAAGCUAGUUUCAUCCACUAAUGCAAUGGAAAAUUCAAGCCAUCAAGCCAGUGUGCAGGUAGAGUCAUUACAGGAGCAAUUGAAUGUAGUCUCCAAGCAAAGGGAUGAAACUGCACUGCAGCUUUCGGUCUCCCAGGAACAAGUAAAGCAGUAUACUCUAUCACUAGUCAACCUGCAGAUGGUACUAGAGCAUUUCAAACAAGAGGAGAAAGCUAUGUAUUCUGCUGAACUAGAAAAGCAAAAACAGCUUAUGGCUGAGUGGAAGGAAAAGGCAGAAAAUCUGGAAGGAAAAGUGGUGUCAUUACAGGAACAUUUGGGUGAAACAAAUACUGUGUUGGAUUCAGCAUCAAGACUUACAGAACAGUUAGACCUAAAGGAAGAACAAAUUGAAGAAUUUAAAAAACAGAGGAACAUGGCGCCGAGGCUGCUGUUGACACUGCUGGAUCCUGGAGGCCGGGACCACGCUGAAGGUGGCUGGCUGCCCUAUUCAGGAUUCUAG
This is a messenger RNA of Cynocephalus volans (Philippine flying lemur), 4785 nucleotides long. RefSeq names its product thyroid receptor-interacting protein 11-like. The record is from RefSeq and is a predicted model, not a curated record. Lineage: Eukaryota; Metazoa; Chordata; Mammalia; Dermoptera; Cynocephalidae. Gene Ontology annotation, cellular component: Golgi apparatus. Gene Ontology annotation, biological process: Golgi organization; endoplasmic reticulum to Golgi vesicle-mediated transport. Gene Ontology annotation, molecular function: small GTPase binding.